CUGUAUUUUCGCCACUUCCUUUGUUUUAUGACGGCAUAGCAACCAGGUAACUCAAAACCCUUACCUCCAGCGCUAAAACAACCCCCACCGCCGGGCGAGGUUUUAGAGUCGGACCUCACCUUUCCAGGGCUCAGUUUUUCAUUCUAGUGCACUAUCUUUUCCCGUGAAUCUAUUCCCCAACCAGUUCAAAAAAAAAAAUGCAUAAGAACAAGGGAGGCGACAGAGGGCGACAAAUGGGUAGGAAGAACCAGAAGCCGGAAACCAAGGACCAAGAAUUGGACUCCAACGACCUAAGAAUGGACAUGAGGGAGAUUUCCAAGCGUAUUGAGCUCUUGGGCUCUUCUCAUAUGACAUGGAAGGAGAGGAAGGAGUUGGAGAAUAAGAAGGUGGUUGCUCUAGGUGGAAAGCCUCCAAAGAAGCAGAGACUACCUCUAAGUAUAGCAAGAGUGGUCAUGAAGAAACAAAAGGACAGGGAGCAAAAGCAGCUACAAGAGAAUGUGAUUCUUGGACGUUUUGGAGGGAAAUCCGGAGGUGGUUCAAAAAGAUCUGUGGAGAAGCGAAGGCCUGAGGACAGGGUUCUAAGAGCAAGUGAAGGUUACUUCAAAAAUGGUGUACUUGAUGUGAAGCAUUUGUUACGUCCAACAUCAUCCAGAGACAGGGAUGCUGGUGCCCAUGUGAACUUCUCAGGUCCAAAGAAGGGAGGUGGAAAGAAGGGAGGUGGAAAAAACAAAGGGAAGAAGGGUGGUAAGAAGCGCCAUUAAUACAUAAAGAUGGACUCUCUUUUCCCGAACACAAGAAGAAGAUUUUGUUUCCAUUCAUGUGAAUCUAUUGGCAUUGGAGGUCAAACAGUUGUAUUGUGAUUCACCCAUAGAGUUCAGCUUGCAGGUUGUUGUACUGAGAUUAGUUGUUACCAUAUAGUAGGAACUCUUAUAUGUUAUUGUUCUUUUCUUCCUUACAUUUGAAGAUGCUGCAAACCUUGGGUAUCGUGCCCUUGGUUUUUAUCGAAAGGGAUCCUUCUCAAGAUGUAUACAUACAAUUUGUACUUUUGUUCUUUUAAAUUGUUUUUGUAGAAGAUAGAAAUGAUGUUAACAAACUAUAGCACUGCGACAGUGUUUUGUCCA
This is a messenger RNA of Rosa chinensis, 1121 nucleotides long. RefSeq lists its product as uncharacterized. The transcript is spliced from 4 exons. The record is from RefSeq and is a predicted model, not a curated record. Lineage: Eukaryota; Viridiplantae; Streptophyta; Magnoliopsida; Rosales; Rosaceae. Gene Ontology annotation, biological process: maturation of SSU-rRNA from tricistronic rRNA transcript (SSU-rRNA, 5.8S rRNA, LSU-rRNA). Gene Ontology annotation, cellular component: nucleolus. Bases 198 to 761 code for a protein of 187 amino acids.